Molecule: messenger RNA, 745 nt
Organism: Populus nigra (black poplar)
Lineage: Eukaryota; Viridiplantae; Streptophyta; Magnoliopsida; Malpighiales; Salicaceae
Product: phylloplanin-like
Exons: 2
Coding region: 59-529 (156 amino acids)
Source: RefSeq, a predicted model, not a curated record
CUUAAAAAUCACUUUAUACACUGAUUCUUGCAUUAAUAUCACUACUGCCAUUGAAACCAUGGCGUUCAAAUCAUUUCUCUUUGUUUCUCUCGUAAGUGCUGCAAUAUUGGCAGCCCCAGUUGCCGAAGCUCAGCUUGGGCUUAUAGGCGGCCUUCUUGGUUUGAUCCGCAUCCAAGGGACUCUGUUCUGCACUGCCAAUGGCAAUAUGGGUGCAAAUGGCACAGCAACCCCUGUUUUCCCUAAUGCUCUCGUGCAGUUGCAAUGUGGAGGAAAUGUGGUUUCUACAUCAACCACCAAUGGAUCUGGGAUUUUUUCUAUCUUGUUGGAUCCUCUAAAUUAUAUUCUUUCCUCGUUAUUGAGCAACUGCAACCUGAAGGUCGAUACACCGCUGGCCAGCUGCAACUCCAGUCUCCCCGCUCUGGGUGGCCUCCUAUCAUCCUUACAGUUCAUCGGGAACACUCCUCUAGGAGCCCUCCUGAGUGUUGCAAACAUCAUCCCUGCCGGAUUCCGAUUCGUGCCGUCAAAUUAAGGAGAUCACCGUAGCUGGAGGCGGCAUUAUUAUUAUUAGUCUGGCCAUUGCUAUGUACUACUUUAUAUAUGAAUAAGGUCGUUUGUAUUACUCGUGUGUACUGCAUACUUUCUCUUUGCUCCAACCCUUUCUCUACGAAGAAUGGAUUAUGUUGUGUAUUGCUUUUUCUUGCUUCCCAAGGAAUAAAGUUCAUGACUGCCCAUGUCUGUGUUUUAU